AUGUACUCAAAGUGCACCCUUAUCGACUAUGCUUUCAGAGUCUUCAACUACCCAACCCAUCAUCAAAGAAACGUUUUUGCUUACAAUGCAAUCAUUGCUGGAUUCGUUUCCAACGGGCUUUCCCAAUAUGGGGUUCUUCUUUAUAAACAAAUGCGGUAUCUGGGUAUUGUUGUUCCUGAUAAGUUCACUUUCCCAUGUGUGAUCAGAGCUUGUGGUGAUGCUGAGGAGGAUUUGGAGGUUAAGAAGAUUCAUGGCUUGUUGUUUAAACUUGGGUUGGAAUUGGAUGUUUUUGUUGGAAGUGCUUUGGUUAUUACUUACUUGAAAUUUGGAUUUGUGGUGGAUGCACAUGAGGUGUUUGAUGAAUUGCCUGUUAGAGAUGUUGUGCUUUGGAACUCAAUGGUUAAUGGGUAUGCGCAGAUUGGCCACUUUGAGGAGGCCUUGAGGGUGUUUAGGAGGAUGGUGGAAAAUGGGGUAGUUCCUUGUAGAUAUACAGUUACUGGUGUUUUGUCUAUAUAUUCUGUGAUAGGAGACUUUGACAAUGGAAGAGCUGUUCAUGGGUUUGUGAUAAAAAUGGGUUAUGAUUCUAGUGUUGUUGUUUCAAAUGCACUGAUUGAUAUGUAUGGGAAAUGCAAAUGUGCUAGUGAUGCCUUGAAUGUAUUUGAGAUUAUGGAUGAGAAGGAUAUAUUUUCAUGGAACUCAGUAAUAUCAGUUCAUCAACGGUGCAGUGAUCAUUAUGGAACUUUGAGGCUUUUUGAUAGGAUGCUAGGCAAUAGGGUUCAACCUGAUUUAGUUACAGUUACAACAGUACUUCCAGCUUGCACUCAUCUAGCAGCCUUGAUGCAUGGUAGAGAGAUACAUGGGUAUAUGAUUGUAAAUGGGUUGGGGAAGGAAGGAACAAAUAACGAGUUUGAUGAUGUUCUAUUGAACAAUGCAUUGAUGGACAUGUAUGCAAAAUGUGGAAAUAUGAGAGACGCUCACAUGGUUUUUGAUAACAUUAAUUUCUUAGCUUAA
This is a messenger RNA of Cicer arietinum (chickpea), 1011 nucleotides long. RefSeq names its product pentatricopeptide repeat-containing protein At3g14730-like. NCBI's taxonomy places the organism in Eukaryota, Viridiplantae, Streptophyta, Magnoliopsida, Fabales, Fabaceae. The record is from RefSeq and is a predicted model, not a curated record. Gene Ontology annotation, molecular function: RNA binding; protein binding. Gene Ontology annotation, biological process: RNA modification.